GGUGGUUGUGAACCCACCCGGUCCCCGUGACGAGCCGCACGCUAAGCGCACACGCGCGCGAACACGAACACAAACACGGCACUGCGGCGGCCAUGGCGAGCGGCGGCGGCGGCGAGCCGAGGCCGGAGGACGACCCCUUCUCCGACGGAGACACCAGCGACUCCGACUCCGCCGACGAGUCCCGCCCGCAGCGGAUGGGGGCGCGCCGGCCCGGCGACACCAACAACCCGAUCCUGACGCGCCUCGCGGUGUCGCGGAACCCGAGCCCGCUGGCCGCGGCCACGGCGGCCCCCGGGGUCUGCCUCCUCCGCUUCGCCUGGGAGUCCGCCGCGGGGUCCCUCGUCGGCGCCGUCGUCGGAUACGGUAAAGGUUUGUUUACGAUGAAGGGUUUUAAAGGAUCAUUUCCUGAUGCUGCAUCAUCUGCUAAGAUAUUUGCUGUUCUUGCUGGUGUUCAAAGUUUGGUAGCCUGCUCUUUGAGAAAACUACGUGGCAAAGAUGAUGGUAUCAAUGCAGGAGUUGCAGGCUGUUGCACUGGCCUUGCUCUGAGCUUUCCAGGUGCCCCGCAAACUCUGAUACAGAGCUGCCUGACCUUUGGAACUUUCUCAUACAUCAUAGAGAAGCUAAACAAGCAGCAGCCUGCGCUGGCGCUCCCACAGGUCACCAGCGGCGCGAAGGAUCUGAAGGGCGGACAGAGCGUUCUUCCUCCCUUCACGAUUCCUCUUCCGCAGGACGCGAUGGAGGAAUUUUCUAAGUUCCAAAACUUUUUGUCGUCAAAGUUUCGGGGAAACUGAGUUACCUUACGGAAUGCCGCCUAGUUGCCUACUCUGGAUUCCGUCGUUGUAAAUGCGUCAAGCUAAGCCUUCUCUUUUAUGUUCAUCUUUUCCGUGAAUGUAUGUCUCUAAGGUAGUGCGUUUGCUAGUGUUGAUGAUUCUACCCUGUUCUGUGACAAUUUUGCGAAUAAGGGAAGCAGCCUUUCUGUGCUCAA
This is a messenger RNA of Panicum hallii, 985 nucleotides long. RefSeq names its product chloroplastic import inner membrane translocase subunit TIM22-2-like. The transcript has 5 exons. The record is from RefSeq and is a predicted model, not a curated record. Gene Ontology annotation, biological process: protein targeting to chloroplast; protein insertion into mitochondrial inner membrane. Gene Ontology annotation, cellular component: TIM22 mitochondrial import inner membrane insertion complex; chloroplast envelope. The coding region runs from base 93 to 791 and encodes 232 amino acids. Gene Ontology annotation, molecular function: transmembrane protein transporter activity. NCBI's taxonomy places the organism in Eukaryota, Viridiplantae, Streptophyta, Magnoliopsida, Poales, Poaceae.